GCGCGAGCAGUCAUUACUGGCUACAACGCCCUGCCCUCCGGCCAGACCAGGCCGAUGCUCCUCAGCUCAGCUCCAGACCAUCCAGGGAGCCAUGUUCUUCCUUCUAGUGCUGUUUACGGGUCUUAGUGGGCUGCAGGCCGGCCAGAGUCCUCAGAAAACCAUCCUGCAGACAACAAUUCCCGAAAAGAUUUCAUCAUCGGAUAUGGAAGAGGACCCUGACAAUCACAUUGCAUAUCUUAUUAAAAUAGCUGAAAAACCAUAUUUUGCCCAUCUUAAGAAACAAUCCGUUAUCGCUCCAACUGCGGUGCUUUACACUUACGACGAGCAUGGUGACCGACACACUCAACCUUUGUCCUUUCUGGAAAGUUGCACUUAUAGUGGAUACAUUGCCGGCUUUCCAAAUUCUCUUGUGACACUCAACGUUUGCUCUGGACUCAGGGGAACAAUACAAUUCCCAAAUUCCUCCUAUGGAAUUGAACCCGUGGAGGCCAUGUCAGGGUUUGUGCACGUGAUCUAUGAGAUCACAAACGAAGACCCGGGGAUUCCUGUCUUGGAAGAGAAUGAGGGGGACAAUUGGUAUAAAGUUUCAGAGUUUCAGUUUGGAAGCAAUUGGAAGAAAACUACAUUUACCAAGUUAUCACCACAGUACAUUGAGAUGGAUGUUGUCGUGGAUAAGAAGCUGUUUGCUUACAUGGGCUCUGAUGAUAAAAUUGUGACACAGAAAGUUAUCCAGGUUAUCGGCCUCGUUAACACCAUGUUCUCCAAGUUCAAACUGACUGUUAUAAUAAAUUCCAUUGAAAUCUGGUCAAAGGAAAACAUAAUUUCUCUCCCAAAGAGGCCUGCAGAUUUACUUAUUGCAUUUUUAAAUUGGAAAAAGAACCUUAAACUACAUAUUUCAUACUUAUUUGUCUUCGAGGAGCAGCCGGCUUCCAUCGGAGCCCUCUCUCCAGGGGAGGUAUGCAGAGAGGACUAUGAUGCUGCUGUUGCCCUGUACCCGAGAGGUUUGUCGCUGGAGUCGUACAGUGUCAUCGUCACACAGCUGCUGAGCCUUGGUAUGGGCUUAACUUACGACAAUACAGACACCUGCCAUUGUAUGGGAGAUGUUUGCCUGAUGACGCCCAAAGCAAUAUACUCUAGGGGUAUGAAGGAUUUCAGUACUUGUAGCUUGGAUCAAUUUAAAUCUUUGUCAAUGAGCAAAAACCUUGGAUGUCUCCGGGACUGGCCUAUGGAGAGAAGAACUCGCCGCCCGCCGAGACGAAUAUGUGGCAAUGGGAUAAUAGAAGGUCAAGAGCAAUGUGACUGUGGCACGUUGCAGAACUGUACACACAGAGCAUGCUGUGACCCUCUGCUAUGCCGAUUAAAACCCGGUGCUGUGUGUGGCUCUGGAGGCUGUUGUACACAAACUUGCAGGAUAAAACCAAUAAACGCACUUUGUAGAAAAAAGAACAGUGAGUGUGACUUCCCGGAGUACUGUAAUGGGACCCAUGCUGCUUGUGUACCCGACACCUUUGUACGUAAUGGGGAAUUUUGUAAAUCGGGUGAAGCCUUCUGUUACAAUGGGCAGUGCCGGAAUACUGACCAACAAUGCAUGAAUUUGCUUGGAAAAGGUGUGAGAGGGGCUCCCUUCUGGUGUUUUGAAGAGAUGAAUUCCAGAGGUGACAGAUUUGGCAACUGCAUUGAGCAUCAUUGUAGAUUGGAAAAUGUUUUGUGUGGGAAAUUAGUCUGUACGUGGCCAUACAAGACCUUAUUCCUUAGCGCCAAUAUAUCUGCGGUUUAUACACACACACGAGAAGACAUAUGUAUAUCUCUGUAUAGAAGUCAUGGGAUACCUAAGAAGACAAUGACAACAUAUACCUCCCUUACUGACAGAGAUGAGACAUUUGUAGAAGACGGAGUGAUCUGUGGCCCUGAAAUGUAUUGUAUGGGGACAGUGUGCAGGGAAAGAAGGUUUCUCACAGAUUUUUCGAUUUGCAACGUUUCUCGAGAUUGCUCUGAUCAUGGGACUUGCAACAAUUUUCAUCAUUGCCAUUGUGAUAAAGGAUAUGUCCCUCCCAACUGUGAAAGGAAAAGAGGACAGUUUGGAAGCAUUGAUGACGGACACCAGUAUAUUUCUGGUAGAAGCCUCAUGCAACCAUCUUCUGGUUUUCCUCCAAAACAGCGGCUUCAGCUCAUUUUCUAUAUAUCGCUACCUGCAGUUAUCAUUAUUACAGCUAUAAUUAUAAAGCAAAGUAAACUGAGGCAGCUAUGUUACAGAGAAGGAAGUGACAGCAGCAGAUCUUCAUCAGAGGACAGUAGGAAUAACACCAAGUUGACCACCACUGGAGUAAGCUCAGCCGAGGACCUGCCCGUCACACCAGACUCAAAAAGGAUUCUGACGGUCUUUGCCAUGAAGAAGCACUAAGACGGAGACAGCCCAGUCAGGAAUGCACUGCCAGGUCUUUAAUCCCUGUCUUCUCAGCGAGAUGGUCUUGGUAUCUGGGUUUAAGUACAUCUUUGUGGUCAUCUCUAAGAAACACACAUUCACCCUUUAAUAAAUAUGGUGACUACCUAUGAAA
This is a messenger RNA of Peromyscus leucopus (white-footed mouse), 2555 nucleotides long. Its product is annotated as disintegrin and metalloproteinase domain-containing protein 5-like. Gene Ontology annotation, cellular component: plasma membrane. Gene Ontology annotation, molecular function: metalloendopeptidase activity. The coding region runs from base 92 to 2401 and encodes 769 amino acids. The record is from RefSeq and is a predicted model, not a curated record. Gene Ontology annotation, biological process: binding of sperm to zona pellucida; proteolysis; cell adhesion. The transcript has 21 exons. Lineage: Eukaryota; Metazoa; Chordata; Mammalia; Rodentia; Cricetidae.